ACAAAGCGGCUGUGUUUUGUUAUUGUUAGCCGACUGACUGCUGGCUGGCCACUCCUCCUGCUCGUACACAGCGCAGUAUCCCCGACACCGGGCUACAGUCGGACAGGCCGCACGCCGCGCAGCGCCCUCACUGACCUUCACGUGCCAGAGAGUCGUACGAGUGGCGAAGUAGUUCAGCAGCCGUAGCGCGACAGAGCCAUGCGUUUGAUUAUAUUGGAAGACGCCAGCGUGGUGGCGGACUGGGCGGCGCGCUUCGUGCUGCAGCGCAUCACGCAGUUCGCGCCCGGGCCCGGCCGACACUUCGUGCUGGGGCUGCCCACCGGGGGCACGCCGCUCGGCAUGUACCGCCGCCUCAUCGACUUCUACAAGGAGGGGCGCAUCUCCUUCAAGUACGUCACCACCUUCAACAUGGACGAGUACGUCGGUCUGCCGCGCGACCACCCGGAGUCGUAUCACUACUACAUGUGGAACGAGUUCUUCAAGCACGUGGACAUCGAGCCCAGCAACGCGCACGUGCUGGACGGGAACGCGCCCGACCUCGUGGCCGAGUGCAAGCGGUUCGAGGACCUCAUCGCGGCCGCCGGCGGCGUGCACCUCUUCAUCGGAGGCAUCGGGCCGGACGGACACAUCGCGUUCAACGAGCCCGGCUCCUCGCUCGUGUCGCGGACGCGCGUCAAGACGCUGGCCUACGACACGCUCGAGGCCAACAAGCGCUUCUUCGGCAAUGAUAUCAGCAAAGUGCCGCGCCAGGCACUCACUGUCGGCGUCGGGACUGUCAUGGAUGCUAAAGAGGUGAUGAUACUGAUCACGGGCGCGCACAAGUCGCUGGCGCUGGCCAAGGCGGUGGAGGAGGGCGUGAACCACAUGUGGACCGUGUCGGCCUUCCAGCAGCACGCGCAGGCGCUGUUCGUGUGCGACGAGGACGCCACGCUCGAGCUGCGCGUCAAGACCGUCAAGUACUUCAAGGCGCUGAGCGAGGAGCACCAGCGGAUGAUCGCCGGCGUGCCCGUGCACGAGCAGCGUGUGCUGCACUGACCGCCGGCGUGCCCGUGCACGAGCAGCGUGUGCUGCACUGACCGCCGGCGUGCCCGUGCACGAGCAGCGUGUGCUGCACUGACCGCCGGCGUGCCCGUGCACGAGCAGCGUGUGCUGCACUGACCGCCGGCGUGCCCGUGCACGAGCAGCGUGUGCUGCACUGACCGCCGGCGUGCCCGUGCACGAGCAGCGUGUGCUGCACUGACCGCCCGCACCGCCUGCACUGCGCCGCGACACCGCCGCACCGUACUCGUCACGCGUAACUUAUAUACAUACACACCACAUAGGCACUAUUACACUUUAAAAGUUAUCGUAUACUUACAGAAUACGAUAAAACUUCAUAACUUUCGUGCCUUAUCUGGUCGAAUUAAGAUUGAUGAGCCGCAGUAGCGGUGCAGUAAGUAGUGUCGCGGUGCAGUAGCGGUGCAGUAGUGGUGCAGUAGUGCCGCGCUAGUAACGUGUGGCGGUUG
This is a messenger RNA of Spodoptera frugiperda (fall armyworm), 1505 nucleotides long. It is a transcript of the gene Oscillin, whose product is annotated as glucosamine-6-phosphate isomerase. Gene Ontology annotation, cellular component: cytoplasm. Gene Ontology annotation, biological process: N-acetylglucosamine catabolic process; carbohydrate metabolic process; N-acetylneuraminate catabolic process. Bases 199 to 1035 code for a protein of 278 amino acids. The record is from RefSeq and is a predicted model, not a curated record. Gene Ontology annotation, molecular function: identical protein binding; glucosamine-6-phosphate deaminase activity. NCBI's taxonomy places the organism in Eukaryota, Metazoa, Arthropoda, Insecta, Lepidoptera, Noctuidae. The transcript has 7 exons.